Messenger RNA from Neocloeon triangulifer, 3570 nucleotides. RefSeq lists its product as uncharacterized. Gene Ontology annotation, molecular function: odorant binding. NCBI's taxonomy places the organism in Eukaryota, Metazoa, Arthropoda, Insecta, Ephemeroptera, Baetidae. The coding region runs from base 355 to 3492 and encodes 1045 amino acids. The transcript has 30 exons. The record is from RefSeq and is a predicted model, not a curated record.
CGACACAAGUCUGGCAUAGUUAGUUUUCAUAUUUGGGGCCAACAGAAAUGAGGUGGAAUUUUCUGUUGCUGUCGUCGUUUAUAGUUUUAAAAUUUACUAAGGUUAGUUCCGCAAAAGAGGAAGUGGCACAAGUUAGACGAAACUCGAAAUUACCAAAGAACGUAGCCAAAAUGCACCUAUUAAGUGGUUAACAAAAAUCACUGACGUGCAUAGAAGAAUAUCGGAAAUCAACACAAAUAAAAUUAUUGACCCGCACUAUCGCUGGACCAAUUAGUGUGAAGUGAAGUUGCAUCCCAGCAAACGUCAGACAUAAUUAUAUCCCAGUUAGUUACUCAUACAUAGUGGUCAACAGAUAUGAGGUGGCACAAUUUUCUAUCCACGCUUUUAGUUUUAACAUUUGCUGAGGUGAUUUUUGGAAAGGCGAGAGUGACAAAAGUUGGGCAAAAUGUGAAAUUACUGAAACAAGGCAGAAGAUUUCCAAUAAUCAAAUGCUGCGGUCAUCUGAAAUGCUCAGCUCAGUUUUCAAAGCUUUCUGCGUCGACUAGUUCAAAAGGAAACAGCUCAAACAGCUCUAAAAAUGCCGAUAAAUUUGACCCAAAAACCAAACCAACUGAAAUUGACCAAAUUUAUUUCAAAUCAACAUUGCGUCAAAUAAAUUCAAAAACUGAGACGCAAAAGAGAACUGCAUCUCCCGCCACUGAUGUACCCGUUGACGAUCUUAGCUCAAUUUCUGAGCAACAAAUUCUGGAGAAAACGUCAACAAGCGAAAUUGCGUCGUCAGACGUCACAUUUUACAGCAGCACGUCGAUGGGCCUCGUUGGAUCCAAAAGCACGGAUGCAGAUGUAAUUAAAAUCAGCGGCCAUUACACUAGUGCGGGCACGCAUCCUGCAAUUACAGAGUACAUUUCAAAUCAAAACAUCAUAACAAACGAAAUUUCGCAACUGACAGCGUCAGAUACAUUGACGAUCACUUCAAUUUAUCAAGAGUCAAGUCCUUCCUCUACGACAUUAGUAAUAACUAAAUUACCCUCGAUAGCUACUUCAACAAACACAUUAUCUACAUCAAGUUCAAUAAAUGCCGCACAAUGUGAAGCAUCAAGAUGCGAAAAACUGAUAUUCAAUGAAAGCACCAGUGAUGCCCUUCAAAUUCGCAGUAAAGGAAAAUCAAUUGUGAAAAAUGGAAAAACGUAUUUGCUGGUGCCGAAUGGCGAGUCUCAAGCACAAGCUGCCAAAAACUGCUUCUCUCUGAACAUGUCCCUUGUGGCCAUACCGGACGUUACAAAAAUUAAAUCCAUUCAUCAAAUUUUAAAAGAUCUGGACGUUUCAAAUAUUUGGACCGUGGGAUCGAACGAAGGAAACGGCUCUUGUCUGAACUACAAGUUAAAUUUUGCUUGGUGUCUGACAAACGUGGACAUUACUGCUGAAAUUUCAGCCAAAAUCAACGGAUCCAGUUCUGCAGAUUUGGGGCAGAAAGCUUUGGUUUUGGUUGCUGACAGCACCGGUGCUAAUUUUUUUGCACUUCCCUCCAGUAACAAACUGCCAUAUUUGUGCGAGCUUAAUCCCAUGAAAACAAAAUCUGAAGAUACGUGCCCAUCACUGGUUAGCGCGAAAAAUAAUUCACUGUUUGACAAGAGUGGAAACUUAAAAGACGGAGAAAAAUAUGGAAAGUGGAUAAAAGUCUGCAAGAAAAUGUAUCUUUUUUCUAACCAACUCGGAACGUGGCAGCAAAGUUGGGACACGUGUAACAGCCUCGGUAUGCGUCCCGUGUGGUUUCAGGACGCGUCUGAUAUGGAGUGUCUUUCGAACGCUACCAAAAGUAACUGGACUUUGAACUACAAUUACUGGACGGCAGGGCGGUCGCAGGGGUCGUGGGGUCAGUGGGCUUGGUGCACCCCCAAUGGCCCCCUCAUCUUACCCGACUCACUUUUGUGGGCAGAUGGACAGCCGGACAAUGCAAUUCCGGACGAAAUGUGUCUGCACCUACGGGUUGGCAAAAACGGCUCCGAUCUCGCACUCUCCGACCGAAACUGCUCAAACAAAUAUGUCAUCGCUUGUCAGGGCACUACAAGUCUCUCGACACUUUGCAAUAAGCCAAGUUGUCCCUCCAAGUGCGAGAAAAGCAACUCACUCUUUACUGGGAAUAAUGUCACCAAUCUCUUUGCCCACGGUCAGUGGAACUCUGGAUGUGGGAAGGAAUAUUUGUUUUCGUCAAAAUCAAUGAUUUGGGCAGACGCUUGGACAUACUGUUGUUCUCUUGGCAUGAAAUUAACCUCAAUUGAGGCUGUGAAUGAAUUGCAGUGUUUAACAAAUAUGGUAGCAAAAUAUCCUGCAGCAGUUUAUCCAGAUCAAACUGGGAGAGAUUUUUGGACCUCAGGGAGCAACACAGGGUGUCCAGGUCCUCACUUUUGGUGCUCAGAGAGCGAAAUAUUAAAAAUCGAGGAAAUCGCCAAUUGGAAAAACGGAAAAUUCCCGACGGAAGAAGCGGAAAUGUGUAUUUUCUUGAAUCUUUCAAACACAACCGUGAACCAAACAUAUCUCGGAGAAGGAAGUUGCACUUUAAAGAAACCUUUUAUUUGCGAAACUUUAAAGGCUGCAAGCAAAUCCGUUCAAAUUAAAACGUCUUGUCAGGAAAUUUGGAAUGUGUCAGACCUUCAAAUAGAUCAAAUCAUAAUGAAUAAAUCAGGUGACGUUACCACUCAGGAACGCAAUCUUAAAUGUUACAUCAGGUGUUGCGGGAAAAAAGGAAAUAUGAUAAAAGGUGGAAAUAUGGUGUCAGAUCAAAUUCUACGUGGGCUAGAAGACCUUAGCUCCAACGAUGAUCUCGGAUUGCAAUCUGCUUUCACUGGUUUCGAUUCCUGCUCCACAAUUAAUCACAAUGACGAGUGCGAGGCCAUGGCUAAGAUUUUCCAAUGUGGAAAAAAGACCGCGCCGGAACUUACUCUUGGGCUUGUUUCUUUAAACAAAGGCGUAGAAACCGUGCUUCCAUCCCCAGCAGGGAGCAUCAACACAAAAUAUCGAGUGUGCCCCGCUCAAUUUUCUCCUUGCACACCGGAUCUAAUAAAAAUUAACGAGCUGAAGACUACCGGUAACUUGUCAACAGGAGGUGAAUUACUAACCACAUCAACGGGUAAAAAGUAUUUCUGGAAGUUCGUAACUAGCGUGAAUUUGGCACAAGCCCAAGCACUGUGCUGUGAACUUGGAGGAAAUCUUAUAACAUUUGAAACGCUGAGUGAUUACAACGCGUUUGUGGCAAUAAAACCUGCAAUGACCGGCAAAUGGGGCUAUAUUUAUCCAACUUUUGACAAUGGUGACGGUACGGACAGUUGGUGCUCAAAUUUUAAGAAACUGCCCGUUGGACUUAUCGUGGACAUUAACCAGUUCUACCGUAAUGUUGCAAAAAAUAAUCAACUUUACCUCAACGCUAUCGGGCUUACGUUAAAUAGCGUCGGAUCAGUGGCAAGUUUCGCCAUAUGUGGACCUCUGCCUUAUUGAUUUGAAGUUAAUCGAUGGAAAAAUUUUAACUUGAACUUACUAAGCCUAUUUGAUUCACCCGACUUGAUUGGCAAUUAA